This is a messenger RNA of Kluyveromyces lactis, 3459 nucleotides long. Its product is annotated as heavy metal translocating P-type ATPase. Gene Ontology annotation, molecular function: ATP hydrolysis activity; P-type divalent copper transporter activity; ATP binding. Lineage: Eukaryota; Fungi; Ascomycota; Saccharomycetes; Saccharomycetales; Saccharomycetaceae. The record is from RefSeq and is a predicted model, not a curated record. Gene Ontology annotation, biological process: copper ion homeostasis; monoatomic cation transport. The transcript has a single exon. Bases 1 to 3459 code for a protein of 1152 amino acids. Gene Ontology annotation, cellular component: membrane.
AUGAGGAAAUCACAUCAUAUUAAAGUAAAACUGAGGGAUCACACUUCAGUGAAGAGCGAAGAAACUAUAAAAUCCGUGUUGGGUAAAACAGCGAGCUCAAUAAAAUAUCUUAAAGACGGUGAUUCUAUUUAUUUCAAAUCCAAUGAAGAUGUUAGAGACAUCCGGAACAGACUCACAAGGGCGGGGUUGAUCGUCGACCGUAUAUCAGUGAACGGCGAAGAGGACCUUGAGUUCAAAGAUUUAGAUCUUGAGGCAGGAAGUAGCUCUUCAAUUGAUGCCAAAGAGUCUGCUGGUGAUGAUAGCAUCCCUUGGCGUUCAGAUGAGGCUGGUAAAGUACACUAUAGAGCGCAGUUUGUUCUUGGUAGCAAUGAAAACAUUGAUACCAUAAUCAAUGUGAUUAAAGGGAAAUCAUUAGUGACUUCUAUCAAUCACGAUGAGAACAACCUUUUUGCAAUUGUCCCUAACAAAAACAUCUGUCAAGAUAUCAUCAAUGUGGUCAGAGACCAUAACAUUUCAAUCCAGUUGAAGGAUAUUUUGCCAGUGCAUACCGAAAAGAAAUAUAAGGUCACCGCAUCAAUCGGCGGUAUUACAUGUGCAGCAUGUGCAUCAUCUAUUACCAAUGCUGUAUCUGAUCUUGACUUUGUCUCUGAUGUUGCUGUUAAUGUUGUCAGCAAAGUUGGUGUGUUUAUUUUAGAUUCCGAUGACCAGAGCAAGCUUGAUCAGUUAAAAGAGACUGUAGAAGACUGUGGGUUUGUUUAUGAAGCCGUUGGAUCUCCUACUUUAACAAAUCACAUUUCAGUGAAGUCACCUGCCAGACAUGUCACUGUAAAGAUUGAAGGGAUGUUCUGUUCAAAUUGUCCCGUACGUACGAUUAAAUCUUUGCUUGACAUCGCUAAUGCAGAGUUAAUUAUUGACAAUACUGAUGAAUUAACUUUGAAGCAUCCGUACAUUAAGUUUACGUAUAUUCCUAAUGUUGAACGAGGCAUUACCAUCAGAAAUAUAUUCAGCAAGAUCACAGAAGAAUUGACUACUGAGGAGCAUAAGGAUAUUAAAGUUGUCAUCGUAAAGGAAGUUACUUUGGAGGAACACUUGAAAGAAAUGGCGAAGAAAGAAACUUGGAGUAUUGCAAAGAGAUUAAUUGCUGUUACUGUAAUGGCCAUCCCUACCUUUGCUUUUGGUAUUGUCGGCAUGGCGUUAUUACCUUCGAGUAAUAAGUUUAGAGAAUGGGUGGAUGAACCGACUUGGGUAGGUAAUGUAUCAAGGGUCGUUUGGAUCUUAUUUAUUAUCAGUACGCCAGUUUACUUCUUUGUAGCGGAUAUCUUUCACAGAAAAGCCGUCAAAGAGAUCUACUCACUUUGGAAACACUCCAACAACUGGAAAAGGCGCCUAUUCAGAUUCGGAAGUAUGAAUCUUCUAAUGUCACUAGGAACAACUGUUGCAUAUUUUGCCAGUAUUGCUCUCUUAGGAAUUGCAGCAAGUAGACCAAGAGAUACAUCAGACAGCCGCAUGCAUAAAGGUUUGUCAACAACUUACUUUGACUCUGUUGUAUUUUUAACUUUCUUUUUACUCAUCGGCCGUUUGUUGGAGAGUCUUGCUAAGACUAAAACAGCAUCAGCUAUUAGUAAUUUGAGCUCAUUUAAGCAAGAAACAGCCACCUUGAUGCAGAAAGUGGGCGACCAAUACCAAGAAGUUGAAACUGUGCAAAUCCAAUAUUUGGAACUCGGAGACUACAUCAAAAUAUCUCCUGGCCAAUCUCCUCCUUUAGAUUCAAUCAUACUCGAAGGUGAGACCGAGUUUGACGAAAGUGCCUUAACUGGUGAAUCCAUUCCAAUGGUGAGGUUAAGGGGAGAUCAGAUUUUUGCUGGUACCGUUAAUGUCGGUUCUAGUUCGGUUAUUGCUAAAGUAUCAUCUUUUGAUGGUGAAUCUUUGCUUGAUCAAAUCGUAAAUACUGUGCGGGACGGUCAAUUGAAUCGUGCCCCUAUCGAACGUCUAGCAGAUAUUUUAACAGGAUACUUUGUUCCUAUUAUCAUAUUCUUAGCUAUUUUGACAUGGGUUGUUUGGUUGUCACUUGGCUUAUCUGGAAAACUUCCAGAGCACUAUUUAGACACCGACAUCGGUGGAUGGCCCGUAUGGUCAUUGGAGUUUGCUAUUUCAGUGUUUGUCAUUGCAUGUCCGUGCGGCAUCGGUCUUGCUGCGCCGACUGCUCUAUUUGUUGGGUCUGGUAUGGCUGCCAAAUUUGGUAUUCUAUGUCGUGGUGGUGGUGCCGCAUUCCAGGAAGGUUGCAAAAUUGCAAUUGUUUGUUUCGACAAAACAGGUACCUUAACGCUAGGGAACGAAAUGAAGGUAACUAACUAUUCACUACAUGGAGAUGAAAAAUUAGCUAAGAUAGGCAUUGAGGUGACAAGAGAUAUGGAAUCUGGAUCUAGACAUCCAUUGGCUAUUGGUGUAAAGAAGUUCAUUGACAAUACAUUUGGUAAAAAGACAGGAACCGUCAAAGUACCCGAUCCAGUUGAAAUCACUGGCGGUGGAUUAAAAGGUGAGAUAAUUAUAGAUAAUGACCUAUCUUUACCAGACGCUCGUAUUUGGAAGGAAGUCGACCCCGAAAUGGCAAUUGUUGGGAACGAAAGACUCUUAAGAGAUUAUAAAUGUCACUUAACUUCUGAACAGCUGAAGCUGCUUGCUGAAUGGAAAGCAAGAGGUAAGAGCCUUAUGGUUACAGCGAUCAAAAGUAGAUCAUAUUUUGGUAAUGAUAAUUUCUACCCGGUAAUGAUGUGUGCAGCAAAAGACGAAAUAAGACCUGAGGCAAAAGAUGUGAUCAAAGAGUUGAGACGUAGUGGCAUUGAAUGUUGGAUGAUUUCUGGUGAUAAUGAAGUGACUGCUAGAGCAGUCGCACAAGAAUUGGAUAUUGAUAAUGUCAUUGCUGAAGUCUUGCCUGAAGAGAAAGCUGCUAAAGUGAAAUGGAUUCAACAUAAUAAUAUCGGGGCCAAUGGACAUCAUAAGGUAGUUGCCAUGGUUGGUGAUGGUAUCAAUGAUGCACCAGCCCUAGCAGCAGCUGACGUUGGAAUUGCGUUGGCCUCGGGGUCUGAACUUGCCAUGACCUCAUGUGAUUUUGUAUUGUUAUCUCCUAUCAAUACGCUUGUCUCAUUAUUGGCACUUUUGAAAUUAUCUAAAACAGUGUUCAACAGAAUUAAAUUCAACUUCACCUGGGCUCUAGUCUACAAUAUGCUUGCCUUACCUAUUGCAGCAGGAGUAAUUUAUCCCUAUCAUAAUACCAGAUUAUCACCGGUCUGGGCCAGUGCCGCCAUGGCACUAUCCUCAGUAUCUGUGUUACUAAGUAGUCUCGCCUUGAAGUUGUACAAUCCAACUCGCUCGCUCCCAUCUUCUUUCAAAUCAAAGGACAAAGAGAGUAACAGCUAUUUGCACCAAUAUCAACCAAUAAGAGAUUAUAUAAUGUUUUAA